Molecule: messenger RNA, 1197 nt
Organism: Rotaria sp. Silwood1
Lineage: Eukaryota; Metazoa; Rotifera; Eurotatoria; Philodinida; Philodinidae
Source: the annotation of a GenBank genome assembly
AUGACAUCAAGAUCUGAACGUGAAAAAUCUAAAAUGCAAGAAAAAUAUCAAAUGAUACUUUCACAAAUGCUUAAAGAAGAAGAUAAUAAAUAUUGUGUUGAUUGUGAUACUAAAAGUCCUCGAUGGGCUAGUUGGAAUAUAGGUGUAUUUAUAUGUAUUCGUUGUGCUGGUUUUCAUCGUAAUUUAGGUGUACAUAUAUCAAAAGUUAAAUCAGUUAAUUUAGAUUCUUGGACAGGCGAACAAAUUGCUUCAAUGCAAGCUAUGGGUAAUAGUCGUGCACGUGCUGUAUAUGAAGCUAAUUUACCUGAUGGAUUUCGACGACCACAAGCUGAUUCAACAUUAGAAUCAUUUAUUCGAGCUAAAUAUGAACAACGUAAAUGGAUUGCUAAAGAAUGGAUUCCACCUGAAAUAACGGUGCCUAUUGAUCUCAUUGAAUCAGAAACUAAUCAACGACGUAUUGAAACAACAUCUGCUAAUGAACGAAUAAACAAAAAUGUUAUAAAAUUAAGACCAUUUGCAAUACCAAUACCAACUAGUAAUCCAGUACAACAAAUUGUAAAAUCAUUAUCACCUCCUAUAGAAAAUAAUACUCGAGAUUUAUUAAAUUUAGAUGAACCAACAUUACCUAUAUCAAAUAAUACAACACCUAUUUCUUCAUCAGAGAUUCUUGAUCCAUUAAAUGAAUUAUUUACAACAUCAACAUCAGAAGUAAUAAGCAAAACGACAACAUUAGAUAAUACAUUAUCUUCUUCAAAUAAUAUUCAAACAAAUAAUGAUACAGUUAUGAGUAAUGAAAAAAUUAUGGCUUUAUUUAAUAUACCUCAAGUUGUACCAACAACAAUAUCUUCAGGAAUAAAUAUUCGACCAUCACAUAUGCCAACAUCAUCAAAUCCUACAAUUCCUGGUUUUGCCUAUUCACCAGCAUCACAUUCACAUUUAGUACCUCCACAAAAAUCAGUAUCAUUUAGUAAUAAUCUUUAUCAACAAGCAACAAAUUUCGGAUUUCAAGCUCAACAAAGUCAUCCAUAUCAAGGACAUUCAACAAUAAAUCAUAAUAAGCCAAAUAGUAUCAAUCCAUUAACUGUUCAAAGUCCAACAUCAACAUUUACAUAUGGUCAAUUAAAUAGUCAAUUUAUGCCAUUUGGAAAUACAAAAAAUAAUACCUCAACAACAUCAUCUGGUACACAUUGGCAAUAA